This is a messenger RNA of Prorocentrum cordatum, 333 nucleotides long. The record is from the annotation of a GenBank genome assembly. Lineage: Eukaryota; Dinophyceae; Prorocentrales; Prorocentraceae.
AUGUCUGGCGCUUCUGCUAAAGGUCUCAGCGACUUGGACGUCGCCAGGCAGAUCGACCAGUUCACCAGCAAGGUCAUGGCCGGAGACUUGAAGGGCCUGUGGGUUCCGAACAAGUUCUUCAUGGACUGCGAGGUGGACGACUGCAUGUGCUGGGCGCUCCUUCAGUACAUCCACGAGACGAGGGGCACGACCCUCCACGUCCUGGCGCAGAUGCCGCCCGACAAGGAGCUGGACGUGCUGGAGAAGCGCUGGGCGCAGCUGCCGGGCUGCGAGGUCUGGCGGGACCCCGACUCCCGCAACGCCAAGGCGAUCAGGACUGGCCACGGCAUUUGA